CCUCAUAUCCACUCUCUAUCUGCCUCUCUCUCUCUCUCUCUCUCUCUCUCUCAAGCAGUUCACUUUUUAACCUGCUUCACUCUCUCAAACAAUGGCUUUAGAGGCUCUCAAUUCUCCCACUACUGCUCCAACUUCUUUCACCUACAAGCAAGAGGAAGACGAUGAUGAGCUUGAUCUUCACUGGUCCAAGGGCAAGCGUUCUAAACGACCUCGUUUUGACUCUGCCAACCCUCCUUCUGAAGAAGAGUAUCUCGCUCUCUGCCUCAUCAUGCUCGCCCACAGCGGCCACAACAAAACAGCCACAGACUCCGCCUCCGCCGCCUCUCCGCCGCGUCCUUCUUCUUCAUCAUCGCCUCCCAAUAAUAAUCCUAUCAAGCUAGCUCAUAGGUGUACCGUCUGCAAUAAAGUAUUCUCUUCUUACCAAGCACUCGGUGGCCACAAGGCCAGCCACCGCAAGUCCUCCUCGGAAUCCGCCGCCGCCGCCGACAACGCGUCCACCUCCUCUGGUACCGGCACGGGCAGGAUGCACGAGUGUUCCAUCUGUCACAAGGUCUUCCCUACUGGUCAGGCCUUGGGUGGGCAUAAGAGAUGUCACUACGACGGCGGCAACGCGAACAGCAGUAGCGCCGGCGCCGGCGUGUCCUCGUCCGAGGGAGGCGGCGCGUCCACUGUAAGUCUCCGGGGGUUUGACUUGAACCUGCCGGCACCCCUGAUGGACUUAUCACCGGUGGGACUCGGUUCCGGCGGAGAUGAUUCCGGGAUGAAGAAGAGUGUGGAGCAGGAGGUGGAGAGUCCGUUACCGGUAGCAGCCGGUAAUAAGAGAAGUCGUGUGCUUUUUACCAGUGAAAUGGACGAUGUAAAGCCUUCUUCGCCUGCGUCGUUAUAAAAUUGAUACGGUUCUUAGAAUACAGUGAAUGAAAUGAAUUGAUUUGUAAUUUAAUUAAUAUCAGUUUCUUGAUUGAUUAGGAUGAGACUUGAUUCCUUUUUCACUUAUUGCUUUCUUGUCACUCUGUACAGACAUAUUUGUUCAUUGCUUUUUUGUCAUGAAAUAAAUUUACCAUUCUCAUUUUUAUUUA
Prosopis cineraria is the source of this 1076-nucleotide messenger RNA. Its product is annotated as zinc finger protein ZAT10-like. The coding region runs from base 92 to 886 and encodes 264 amino acids. The transcript has a single exon. Lineage: Eukaryota; Viridiplantae; Streptophyta; Magnoliopsida; Fabales; Fabaceae. Gene Ontology annotation, molecular function: DNA-binding transcription factor activity. The record is from RefSeq and is a predicted model, not a curated record.